UGUUAUUGCUUGACAUGGAUGAUGACGCUCUUAAAAACAAAAUAUUGUGUGAAAAUCAUUUUCUGGCAUCCUGCAUUCGAAGUGGUGGGGGUAAAAAACAUUUACAUAUCUUUGCUGUGCCCCUUAAAUAUGACGUUAAGACAGGAGAUAUUGUUUUAAAUGGUAACGAGCUCGAAAUUGAUGGGUUAAUCGAAGACGUUUCAAACCUUGUAGUUAAAAAAUCUAUCAGUGAUAAAACGUACGCUGCCGCUAGUUCAAACAAUUUACAUUUUACGGGACAAGAUUUACUAGAAACUCGUCAUAAUGAUUCUGUUCACCUUUCUAGUUCGACUAUUCUCGAUGACAUCAUAGAAAGUUUUGCAAAAAUUGCAAGAUAUUGGAUUGGUUCCAAGGAUGGUCGUUUGUGACCAAGGAAGCAACAACCGAAAAGCGCUGGCAUCCCUGGGAGCUUCAAAAGAUAACGUUAAAAUUUUUAUAAAUGGAAUGGAGAUAUAUACAUGUUUUGAUACACCCCAUUUAAUUAAAAGCUUGAGGAACAAUUUUAUGAAUACAAAAUUAAAAAUUGUCGUAGACGGUAAUGAAGUAUCUUGGCACGAUUUUGUCGAUACUUAUAAAAUCGAUCAUAAAAGCAAUGUAACGAGAGCAAUGCUAAAAAUUACAGAUACGCACGUAAAUCCAACAACCUUUCAAAAAAUGAAAGUGAAGUAUGCCGUGCAGG
Messenger RNA from Photinus pyralis (common eastern firefly), 718 nucleotides. RefSeq lists its product as uncharacterized. Lineage: Eukaryota; Metazoa; Arthropoda; Insecta; Coleoptera; Lampyridae. The coding region runs from base 15 to 407 and encodes 130 amino acids. The transcript has 3 exons. The record is from RefSeq and is a predicted model, not a curated record.